AUGGCGCCAAGAUAUUGUAUAGAAUUGGCAGACAGAACUUAUCGGGAUUUGACAAAAAAUGAAUUACCUUUCGGUAGAAAAAUUAUGCUUAUGGGUGGUGAUUUUCGACAAUUGCUACCUGUGAAAGUGAAUGGUUCACGAAGUGAAACGGUUAACUUAUCUAUCAAGUUUAGUCAUUUACGGAAACAUUUCAAGGUUUUUUCAUUGACAGAAAAUAUGAGAACCUUACCUGGAGAAGCCGAAUUCGCUAAGUAUUUACUAGAUGUUGGUAAUGGUAUUUUGAACGACAACGAUAAUAACUUAUUGGCGCCCGAAAACUGUGUUGCGUUAAAAGAUGAUGAUAUAGUACGAACAAUUUUUAAAGAUCUUAUUGACAAUCAUCAAUAUGACGAUUUAACAAAAGUUGCAGUUUUAGCAGCUCGACAUGUAGACGUUGAUGAAAUUAGUAGUAGGGUUAUAGAACUGCUUGACCACAGCACUGAAAAAAUUUAUACUGGCAUGGAUAGUACGGAAAAUUGUGAUAACGGAGACAUUGAUGAUGUUAUAUUACCCGAAUAUUUAAGUACUUUGAAUCCCCCAAAUUUUCCGCCAUACGAAUUAAAAUUAAGAUUACAUUGCAUAGUUAUGUUACUUCGUAAUUUAAGUCCCAGUGAAGGAUUAUGCAAUGGAACUAGAUUACAGAUAUUAGAUUUGUCGAAUAACCUUUUAAAAUGUCGAAUUUUAACAGGUGACAUGGCGAAUAACAUCGUGUUUAUCCAUCGUGUUACUUUGUAUUGA
Molecule: messenger RNA, 777 nt
Organism: Aphidius gifuensis
Lineage: Eukaryota; Metazoa; Arthropoda; Insecta; Hymenoptera; Braconidae
Product: ATP-dependent DNA helicase pif1-like
Exons: 1
Coding region: 1-777 (258 amino acids)
Biological process (GO): DNA repair; telomere maintenance
Molecular function (GO): DNA helicase activity
Source: RefSeq, a predicted model, not a curated record